GUGGAAAGAACACUUGAACACUGCACAGCGCGUUUUUAGCGAUUUAGGUUAAAAAUAUAAAGUUUAAAUCAUUCUUGGCCUUUGAGGAAACAAGAAAAGCGUCGGAUCAAGAUGUUUCUGCAGUAUUAUCAGGAUGAAAAUGGCGACAGAGUCUACACGCUAAAGAAAGUGGCUCCAGACGGUCAGCCAACCAGUUCGGCGCAUCCAGCUAGAUUUUCUCCAGAUGACAAGUUUUCCAGACACAGGGUCACGCUAAAGAAAAGAUUUGGACUUCUCCUUACUCAGCAACCCAAACCUGUUCUGUGAGGAAAAGUAGAGGAAGA
Messenger RNA from Periophthalmus magnuspinnatus, 323 nucleotides. It is a transcript of the gene nop10, whose product is annotated as NOP10 ribonucleoprotein homolog (yeast). The coding region runs from base 112 to 306 and encodes 64 amino acids. Gene Ontology annotation, biological process: rRNA pseudouridine synthesis; snRNA pseudouridine synthesis; positive regulation of telomerase RNA localization to Cajal body. The record is from RefSeq and is a predicted model, not a curated record. NCBI's taxonomy places the organism in Eukaryota, Metazoa, Chordata, Actinopteri, Gobiiformes, Gobiidae. Gene Ontology annotation, molecular function: telomerase RNA binding; box H/ACA snoRNA binding. Gene Ontology annotation, cellular component: box H/ACA telomerase RNP complex; box H/ACA snoRNP complex. The transcript has 2 exons.